AUGAGUGACGGAACCAGAAAAGCCGUGGUCAAGAAUGUCGACAUGUCGGAAGAGAUGCAGCAGGAUGCUAUUGAUGUGGCAACGCAUGCGUUUGAGAAGUUCAACAUUGAGAAGGACAUAGCGGCGUACAUUAAGAAGGAGUUUGACAAACGCCACAGCCCCACCUGGCACUGCGUUGUGGGGAGAAAUUUUGGCAGCUAUGUCACCCAUGAGACGAAGCACUUUAUCUACUUCUACGCCGGACAAGUGGCCAUUCUACUCUUUAAGUCGGGUUAG
Messenger RNA from Echinococcus granulosus, 276 nucleotides. RefSeq names its product Dynein light chain, flagellar outer arm. The record is from RefSeq and is a predicted model, not a curated record. Gene Ontology annotation, molecular function: dynein intermediate chain binding; dynein light intermediate chain binding. The coding region runs from base 1 to 276 and encodes 91 amino acids. The transcript is spliced from 2 exons. Gene Ontology annotation, biological process: microtubule-based process. NCBI's taxonomy places the organism in Eukaryota, Metazoa, Platyhelminthes, Cestoda, Cyclophyllidea, Taeniidae. Gene Ontology annotation, cellular component: dynein complex.